GGUUCGAGGGCUAAGGACGUUAAAUAGUGGCAAUGCGGUCAGUAUGCCUAGUAUUUCUGAUAUUUAUUGUACAACAUGUUUGUCCGCGCUCCGGAUUUGUGUUCGAUCAUAAAGAAUGCCUGACAUCAGAAUACACGUGUGGAGAUGGCGAAUGUAUUUCCAAGACUAGAAUAUGUGAUGGCAUUAAAGAUUGCAAAGACGACUCAGAUGAACAUCAUUGUGAAAUGUAUCGUUGUGAAGAACCGGAUUGGUACCGUUGUGCAGAUGGUGAAUGCAUUUCAUCUAGCUUCAGAUGUGAUAAGUCAAUGGACUGCCCUUCAGGAUCCGAUGAACAAAAUUGUGAAGAUUUUGUUUACACACCACCCUCAACUAAUCAUUCAUGUGAACACAAUGAAUGGAUGUGUGCUGAUAGAAUGUGUAUACCUCUCGAGUUUGUGUGCAAUGGAGAUUUUGAUUGCAUGGAUAAAUCUGAUGAAGACAUGGGGUGCAAGGAUCAGCAUGCAUGUGAUGGAUUUCGCUGUCGCAAUGGACAUUGCAUAAGUGAAGAUUGGGUUUGUGAUGGCGCAAUUGAUUGUGCAGAUGGUUCUGAUGAAAUAGAUUGUGAUUCUAGACCUGUUACUUUUAUGUGUAUCUUGGAAAAAGACCACUACCCAUGCCGUGAUAAUUCAAGUUGCAUCCCAAUAAAUAAAGUCUGUGAUAAUAUACCACAUUGCAAAGAUAAAUCUGAUGAAGGGGUUGGGUGCCAACAAGAUUGCACUAGUCUAUCGUGUGCCAAACACUGUGUAAAGACUCCAGAAGGCCCUCGAUGUGUUUGCCCCUCUGGUUUCCAUAAUCCCUUAAACAGUGACUUUUCUCACAUGCACAAGAAUUGGCAAUACAAUAACAAUGAUAACUGCACUGACAUAAACGAAUGUGCUAUUCAUGGAAUGUGCAGUCAAAGAUGUGAAAAUACUAUUGGUUCUUACAAAUGUUUGUGCGAUAUGAAAUAUACACUUUCAAGCGAUAAAAAAAGCUGUAAAGUUAAUGGUGGAGAAGCCUUGCUGCUGUUCAGUUCCAGAUCAAAUAUAAGAGGUUUAUAUUUAGAAUCAAAAAUUCUUUUCCAAGUAAUCAAAAAUCAAAGACAAAUCAUAGGUGUGGAGUAUGAUGGUAAUCAUGUGUAUUGGACUGAUGUUCAUCUUGGAACUGAAUCAAUUUUACGUUCUCUAGAAGAUGGCAGUCAAAUGGAGGUUCUUUUAACAUCUGGUUUGUCAGCACCAGAAGACUUAGCAUUAGAUUGGCUUACUGGAAAUAUUUAUUUUACUGAUGCUGAAUUAAUGCAUAUUGGCGUUUGUUCCAAUGAUGGCAAACAUUGUACAAUUAUAGUAAAUGAAAACAUACACAAGCCUAGAGCAAUAGCAUUAUAUCCUGGACGAGGUCAAAUGUUCUGGUCUGACUGGGGUGAUAAUCCACAAAUUGCCACAUCUUCCAUGGACGGUUCUUCACCUAAACUGUUUGUAAGCACCAAUUUGCAUUGGCCAAAUGGUAUAUCAAUUGAUAUUCCAAAUAAGAGACUAUACUGGGUGGAUGCAAAACUGCAAACGAUUGAAUCCAUUAAUUUAGAUGGAACUGAUCGUCGGAUUGUACUUAAAGGUGUCACCAAACACCCAUAUGCUAUUGCUAUAUUUGAAGAUCAAAUAUACUGGAGUGAUUGGGAUUCGAAAAGUAUACAAUCAUGCAAUAAAUUCACAUGCAAAAACCGUGUUACAGUGGCUAAAGAAUCCAAAGAAUAUAUUUAUGGAAUUCACAUUUACCACAGCGCCCUGCAGCCCAAACAUGAUCAUCCAUGUAUGAAAUCGUCUUGCAGUCAUUUGUGUUUAAUAAAAAGUGCACAUGAAUACUCCUGUGCUUGUCCAGAAGGUAAAGAAUUGUCAGCUGACAAAACAUCUUGCAGAGAAACUCAAAGACAAAGUGAAUUAAUUAUUGGAGCUGGAAAUUUAAUGGUUAGUUUGAUGCAUCAGAAAUUAGGACGACAUGAAUUACAUGGUGUUCCAAUGAAAAUUAAUAUGGAUGUCUUAACAUAUAAUAGCUUAAAUGGUGAAAUAAUUGUGGCUGAUAACAAUAAAAAAUUCAUAUACACUGUGGACAUGUAUACUACCAAAUCAUCUCGUCUCACUGAUAUUAAAUCUGGUGAAGUGGAAGCCAUGCAUUUCGAUAAUCUUGCAAACAACUUAUUUUGGAUUGAUAGUGUUCAGCAAACGAUUGAAGUACUUCAUCUUGAUACUGGCGUUAAAGGAUUUAUUUUACAUGGUUUAGGAGAUCAAGUACCAGUUGGAUUUGCUAUUGUUCCAUCUCAUGGGAUUAUGUUUGUUGCUUUUCGAUCACACGAUCAUACCCAUAUUGAUCGUAUGCUACUGGAUGGAAGUGGAAUCCGAACCCAUGUUGUGGAAGAUGGUUUAGGUAGAUGGGGAAAAAUUUCUAUGGUGUAUGAUCAUGAUCUACAACGCGUUUUCUGGGCUGUCGAAGAAACUGGCAGAAUUGAAAGCUCUUCAGUUGAUGGUGAUGACAGACAUGGCUUCAGACAUACGAAAGAUAAACCCAUAGCAAUUGCAAUUUUGGGAAAUGAUCUAUUUUGGACAACAGCAGGCAAUAGACGUUUAUAUUGGGCAGAUAAACAUAAUCUUGGUAAUGGAUUCAACAAAAAACUAACUAUAGAUAUUGAGCGUAACUUGAAAUCUGUACCUCUGACCGCUAUAACACCACGCACCAUUUCAAAUCAUUUGUGUAUUCAUGAAAAUGGAGGAUGCUCUCAUAUUUGUAUUCCGAUGAUGCAAGGAAAGAUUAGUUGUCAUUGUCCAGUUGGAUUAUCUCUAGUGCCUCCUUACAACAUGAGCUGUGAAACAAUUAUUCACUGUACUGGAGAACAAUUCAGGUGUUCAGAUACAAACAAAUGUAUACCUAUGAUUUUACGAUGCAAUGGAAAUAAAGACUGUGAUUUUGGAGAAGAUGAAUCUGAUUGUGAACGUUACAAAGAUCGCCAGUCCUGCGCUGUAAAUGAAUUUCAAUGUAAUGAUGGUAUUUGUAUUGAGUAUCACUACAAAUGCGAUAAACAUUUUGAUUGUCCAGACAAAUCAGAUGAAGAAAAUUGUGAAAACUAUGUAUCUUCUUCAAAAUGUACACACGCACAAUUUGAAUGUGCAAAUGGGCAAUGUAUUGAUAACAGAUUAUUAUGUGAUGUCUUACCGGAUUGCUUAGAUGGCAGCGAUGAAAAAAUGUGUGAUCAUGUCACAUGUGAAUCUAACAUGUUCCAAUGUCAAUCUGGUUCCUGCAUACCAUCAUCAUGGGAAUGUGAUGGAGAAAUUGAUUGCACAGAUGCUUCUGAUGAACAUACCUUCUGUGAGCCAAACACAUGCAAAGACAAUCAAUUUACUUGUACUAAUGGAAAAUGUAUUGAUAUGGAUUUAAAAUGUGAUCAUGAGGAUGACUGUGGAGAUUCAAGUGAUGAAAUAAGAUGCCCUUCUAAAGAAAAGGAAUCAACUACAGAAACUGAUUUUAUUGACCUUAUUACAUGUGAACCUACUCAAUACACUUGUGAAGAAAGUGGGGCCUGUUUGCCAGAAAUAGCAAGAUGCAAUGGUACUGCUGAAUGCAAAUAUGGUGAAGAUGAACGAGAAUGUACGAACUGUCAACUUGAUGAGUUUACUUGCAAUUCAGGUCAAUGCAUACAACGCAAAUGGGUUUGUGACAAAACACGGGAUUGCAAUGAUGGUUCUGAUGAAACAAGUGAAAGUUGUUCUGCGGUUACAACAGUGCAACCGGUGCAUUCUCAAUUUCUUCCUGUGUGUGAUGAAGACAGCUUUCGAUGCAAGUCUGGUGGAUGUGUUGAUUUCUUAUUUGUUUGCAAUGGUAUUCCAGAUUGUUUUGAUGGAUCUGAUGAAAAUGGUGCUUGCAAUACAUCAUGUGAUGCAAUUAAAUGCAAACAUAAAUGCAGUCCAACUCCUAAUGGUCCCCAAUGUUCUUGCCAUGAAGGAUAUCACUUAGCAGGUGAUCAUUUAUCAUGUACUGAUAUCAAUGAGUGCAAAGCGGAAUUGCAACAAUGUGGACAAAUUUGCACAAACUCCGCAGGUUCUUUCCAUUGCUCAUGUUAUCCAGAAUUUAUGCUAAGAUCUGAUAAAAGGAGCUGCAAAGCUACUGGAGAUCAAAUGUCCAUCUUAUAUUCCACAUCUAAUCAAAUUAGAGAACUAACAUUAUCUCCACCUUCUGUUAAAAUACUAUUCAAUCGCAAUAUACCAAAAAUUCUAAGUCUGGAUGUUUCAAAGCACACAAGUACUCUAUACUUCUCCUUGCAUCUCAUUAGUCAAAUAUACAGAUUGGAUAUUAAGAGUGGUGAUGUCCAAUAUAUUAUGAAUAUUGGAAAACCAAUGAAACUUGCUGUUGACUGGAUAACUCAAAAUAUUUACUUUAUCAGCGAGGACGAUUUACAUAAAACACUGCGAGUUUGCCACAUAGAGAAUGCUGCAUGUGCAAUUCUAAUGAAGUUUGAUAAAAAUAUAGCUGUACCAGAAUUAGUUGUGGAUCCCAUUAGCAAAUACAUUUUCUACACAGUAACCCACUGGUGGGUGUACGAUAAUCCUAUAACAAUCCUAUACAGGGCAAAUCUGGAUGGCAGCCAUGUCAUAGAACUACGUAAUGAGAAAUUAAACUUAAUAAGUGGAAUUGGUAUCGAUCAUCAUCAAAAAACAGUGUACUACUGUGAUAAACACAAAAACACAAUUGAAUCAGUAUCAUACAAUGGCUCUGAUCAUAGGAUUCUUGUAAAAGAACAAAAGCUGCUCACUGCUCCAAAUGGUUUAGAUGUUUUUGAAAACUAUGCUUAUACUUUAGUGUAUGGAUCCACACGGAUGAUAAAAUGCCGUCUGUUUGGAAACUAUGCUUGCACAGUUAUUGAUGCUUAUAUUUCCAAUGCUGAUUCCUUCAAAAUUAGUCAAUACUCUAAACAACUCCUACAUGAAAACGCUUGUGAAAAUUCAAAUUGUAUGUAUUUGUGUGUUCCUGCUGACUCUGGCCCUAAAUGUAUUUGCAAAAAUGGUCUUAUGAUAGCACCAGGUAGCUCCUGUGUUGAUGAUAUGGAUGAUCAUCCUCAAUUUGGCACUAUGGCAUCAAAUGAACAAUCCACAAGUGUUGCAGUUCCUAUAUUUCUAUCCCUUCUUUUAUUUGGUGCUGUUGCAGGAAGCAUUUUUUAUCUUUAUAAGAAAAAACAAGAAAAUCGUGGAUCGAUAUUUAGAGGCAUACGUUUUAUAACUCCUGCUUAUGGGCAACAAGGCAAAUUAGGGGAACGAUCACCAGCCAUGAUACAAGUUUUAAGAAACUUACAACCAGGAAAGUUGUCUGGUUUUCAAGAUAAUCAAGAACCUAAAUUUAAGCAACAAUAUCCUGAUCUAAAUGCUGACUCUGACUCAGAUAUAGAGGCUGAAAAACAUCAUGAUAAUGAUACUGCAAAACUCAUAUAUUGAUUAUUGUGAUAUUUAACUUUUAAAUAAGAUCGUAAGCCUAUCUUAUUUGUCUUUGUAAUAGGAACUAUUAAUAAAGUGUUAAAU
Ctenocephalides felis (cat flea) is the source of this 5573-nucleotide messenger RNA. RefSeq names its product putative vitellogenin receptor. Lineage: Eukaryota; Metazoa; Arthropoda; Insecta; Siphonaptera; Pulicidae. The record is from RefSeq and is a predicted model, not a curated record. Gene Ontology annotation, molecular function: protein binding; calcium ion binding.